CUGCGCGGAUACAUGUCCAUUUGUGUGUCUCUUCUCGCAUAGGAAGAAAAAUCUGUAAACCUGUUUUGCUGGCAAGAAGUAUUGCAUAUCGUGCCACAUCGAUUGGAGACAAACCAUUUUAAAGAGCUUGCCACAAUCAGCGCGAAUGCCAGAGCGUGAUUACAGCGCGCAGUGUUCUCGUUUGAGUUUGAGUCCGAGACUGACUCCGAGUUGGUCCGAGUGCGAUAUGGGGUACAUUAGGGGUUUAAAAUUCGGCACGGCGUUGACGGUACUAAUAGUAUCAGUCGCGAUCUAUUACAGAAAUCCCGAUUAUGUUGUACAUAAACGGUUGCAAGCUUUGCUCGAUGGUUUGGAGAGGCUUGAGAACAGACAUGUGAUAUCGUCGCGGCCAAAAGUAACAAUAGGUUACGGUGUGUGCAUCGACGUGUACGUGAACGUCAGAGACUUGCUGAGUUACUCUGACGAGGUCGGGAAGCCGGAGCAUUUCAAUAAAAUUAAUACGGAAUUGGAAUUACUGAAAAGUUUCGCCUACUUCUUUCGCCAUGGAGCUGCUGCAGAAAGGUAUAUGGAAAAUAGAACACUCUUCGACGAGCUCGUCGCCAAAGCUCGUUCGUUCGAGUCAUCGUACUCUACCAUCGGUGGCAAUGCUGCAGUUAUGGCUUUGCGGUUUGCCAGGGAAGGAUGCGACGUAACGCUCGCAGCAAAACUGACCACGUCCCUUCAUCAAAUGAUACCGCAAGUUAUCAACGUCGUUGGGGGUGAAGUUAAAAGAGAUGACAUUCACUUAGUUAUAGAAUACAAGCACGAAGAGGUGUGGGGUCCAUAUACAAGCCCCAGAGCUAAUAGGUACAUUCUCCACAAUGACGCUAAUAAUCCUAAACUUAGCUCUCUCGACGCGUUUGAUGAUUUUCUAUCAACGCACGAGCCUAAUCUACUUGUUGUUAGCGGUCUACAAUUGAUGGAUAACUAUCCAUUGCCGAUUGAUGAAAAGAAAAAACUUCUACAAAAAGUGAACAAGCAAAUGUUGCAACCCGAGUCUACUAAGAUUCACUUCGAGAUGGCAUCGUUCACAGAAGCAGAAGUCAUUUAUGAACUGUUCAAUACGAUCAUACCGUUCACCGACAGUUUGGGGAUGAACGAACAGGAAAUAGCCAUUUUGUAUAAAUCGUGGUAUCACCACAACGGGAAUAAUUCAUUCGUCGCGGACUCGAUGCCACGGAUAGCCACGGUUUUGGAUCAGAUGCGAACACUGUUCAAAAUCGUGCGUUUUCAGAAUACAGUGGUAGGACAUCCUCGGUAUCUUACGAGACUUCACGUACACACGUUGGCGUACCAAGCCAUAAUCACUGUGAAAGACUCGAAGUGGAAGAACACGAUGGCUGCAGCAGCCAAAGCGUCGCUGACAGCCCAUAGACACGUAUGCGCGACAAGUCAAAUCGACGUUAGGAAAGCGACGCUGAUACUGGACGAGAGUUUUUCUACGUCUGUAGUCAAUGGUACUCGGAUACCAUUGGAUAUCAAUAAACCAGUCUCCUGCUGGGAUGAGAUGUUGGAAGAUCUGAAUAAGAAGAUAAUUCAUAUUGAAGUAUGCGUAGCGCCGGUGUUAGUAUGCACCGAGGUGACUCAGACCGCUGGCAGUGGUGAUAAUAUAUCGAGCGCCAGUAUCGUUAUACAGAUCUAAUGUAUCUCGACAAUGAAUUCCUAUACCGUUCUCUGCUUUGACUCUCACACCAAACAAGAUUAGAUGUCGGUGCACAUCAGCUUUGACAAUUUUAGGUCUACGAUUCAUUCCAUUAAGUAUCAUUCCAACGAGAAGCGCGCUCGCCACUGUCUCGCUCCGGGUUGUAAAUACUGGAGUGCUUAAGGAUGUAUUGGCUAUACAGUCAAUCCCAAAAGUUUAUGUACCUUAGAAAAACGCAUUUCCUAUAAUUAAA
Molecule: messenger RNA, 1934 nt
Organism: Ceratina calcarata
Lineage: Eukaryota; Metazoa; Arthropoda; Insecta; Hymenoptera; Apidae
Product: ADP-dependent glucokinase
Exons: 5
Coding region: 146-1681 (511 amino acids)
Biological process (GO): glucose metabolic process
Cellular component (GO): endoplasmic reticulum
Molecular function (GO): ADP-specific glucokinase activity
Source: RefSeq, a predicted model, not a curated record